GGUCACGCUCACGUCGCUGCGAUUCGGUGUGUCUUGGCCUCCCGCCCCGCUUACCUGGGAGUGCCAGGGAGCACCCCGCCCCCAGCGCGAUCCCCUCGGUCGCACAAAGUGGGCGCUAGCGGGGGUCAUUGUGGUCCGGCCGCCUCCCACCCUCCCCAGGAUCCUCCAGGGUGGCGCCAUCGCCAUUCGCGCCUGCCACCAGCCGGCCCAUGUAGAAAGCUGCUGCUUUCUACAGCGUUGUCUCUGCCCCAUGCCCUCUUGUGGUCGUAGGCAUCCGGUGGCCCGGGAAAGACAGAAAGAAGCUGCCACAGGAGCCCAGACACGCCGGGGACCUUCCUCCCCUUAUCUCCUCUCUGGAUUCGGGCGUCCCCCACCAGCCACGGUGAGGGCGAGAAAGAGAAUAGCUGAAUGGAGACGGGGGAGGACCCCAGGUCUCAGAAAGUGAGGGGAGCCAGGACUCCCGCAGGGGAGUUGGUGCAAGGCCUGAAGUGGGAGAAGAGUGGCUGGCAGAUGGGAGUCCAGGACCACAUCUCUGCAGGGGACAGGCGAGUCCUGUGCAGGCUCCAGGAAGGUGUGGAUCACACUGGGACCAGACAGCUGGAUCUGGGCGCGUCACCUGACUACCCUGCAGUGUCCUGGACACUGCCCAGCUAAGCAGGAGCUUCAACCCUGUGGGCCUACAGCUCAUCUGAACCUGCUUAGUCUGUCUUCCUGUCGCGUUAACCUUGCCGAGGGCCAAGAGCCCGACUCUCCACCCCACUUCCAUCACUCUUGGGUACCUGAUCCACCUUCCACCUUCAUGGGCAGGGAAGGAGACAGGAAGGUCACCAAUCCAACCAAGCCACAGUGCCAAAUUCUCUUGGUUCAUUUGUUUUCCCCAGUCGAGUUAUGUUUUCAAACCAUGAACAGAUUCAUAGUUGCUAGUGAAUGCCAAAUUUCAAAAUGAGGGAGUCCUAAUAGGGUGACUUGUCCAUUAGGUAGCCAUAGGUGAGCCAUUUACUUUCUCUGAGCUUCAAUAUCCUUGUCCCAAUAAAAAGCAUUUGUGAUUAGCUCUGAGCACAUAUUUAGGGUGAGCUUUUGCCCUAAAUAUGAGCAGGUGGGUUUCCUCCUGGCAGAAGGCAACAUCCUGCCCUUCCAGCGUGCUUCUGAUCAGGGCACAGAGAAGAGCCAGGUUCAUCUUCUUUCUUUUUGGUCAACUCCAGACAUCUGCAACAAACAACAAGAUUAACAACAACCAUUACAAUUGGCCCCUGGAGGGUUUAUCUGUCAGGACAUGCAUGGCUGUAGGAUCUCAUUAUAGGCCAAAUGGAAAGGAUGUCUGCUUCCUUUCUGUCCUGCAAUUCCACGAUAAAAUCCCCUCCGGUUGUCUCUACUGAUUCCAUUUUGUUUUCUUUCUUGGCCAUAAUACAGAUAGGAGGAAAAAUCUUUCUUCUCCCAAGGCGAAGUUUUAAACACAUCACCUCAGAAUGCCAAAUGUUCUGGAAAAGAAGAGAGAAAAGAAGAAAAUUGGCAACGAAGGAGCCGGCAGAGAGACUGGGGCUGAGGGGGCUGAGGGGCUCAGCAGCUCCUGGCAGGCUCCUCUGGUCUCUGUUUGAAAUUGGCUGAAAAGACAUGGAAUUUAGCAGGCAAAGCUGCCUCCUUCUCCUCCUCUUAUCUGCAGAGGAGAGAUCGGUUCCCAGCUGGUUGGGGCAGUGUCAUCGAUACAGCUGGUGUCAUUGUUACCUUCCACUAACAGAUCACUCGACACCUACUGGCCCAGGCAGGGCUAGGACUGGGUAUUGCCUGGCUGAGCUGGAGGCUUGGGCUCUCCUCAUUGUCCCAGAACCCCAGGUGAGGCCAAGACAUGAGCUCUGCUGGGAUGCUGCGCUUAGUGAGCCAGCAAAAGGACUAGAUUGCUCCUGGUGGCUGCUCUACCUUGCAGAGUCCCAGCUGCCCCUUUGGUUCCUGUUGUCUGGCCUCUUUAGCUGUCCUGGGUAGAGGAGAUGAGUCUGUCGCUGGCUGCGAGCUGAGGCCAACUGAAGAUGCUGCAUAGAGAAGGGGCACCAAGAGUGGUCCUGGAUUGACGAGUGGAGAGCCGCCCUUCAGUCGUUCUGCCUGGCCUUGCUUCUUCGGCCGGCUGCCCUUCCGGUGCGUGCAUCCCAGGCGGUAUCAUGCUGCAGCAGAUCCUGCACGACAUGUACAUCGACCCCGAGCUCCUCGCCGAGCUCAGUGAUGUGCAGAAGCACAUCCUCUUCUACAAGAUGCGGGAAGAGCAGCUGAGGCGCUGGAGGGAGCGGGAGACUUGGGAGGCCCUGGCCCAGGACGAGGGGCUCAGGCCUCCAAAGACCAAGCGAGCGGGUAACAAGCACAUCCAGUGGCUCCUAGGGGCAGAUGGCGAGGUCUGGGUCUGGAUCAUGGGAGAAGGCCCUGGUGACAAGCCCUAUGAAGAGAUCUCUGAGGAGCUGAUUGCAGAGAGGGCACGGCUGCAGGCACAGAAGGAGGCUGAGGAGCUCUGGAGACAGAAGGAGGCAGAGAUCACCAAGAAGUUCCGGGAUGCUCUGGCCAAUGAGAAAGCCCGGAUCCUGGCGGAGAAAUGGAAAGUGGAGAUGGAAGACCGCAAGGCUGCCAAAGUCCUGGAGGAACGCAUCCACGAGGAAUUCAAGAGGAAAGAGGAAGAGGUGAGGAAGAGAGGAGAAGAGCAGAUUCGCCUCCAGGAAGAGCAGAGGGCGAAGGAGCUCUUCUGGACCCUGAAGCAGGCCCAGCUGCAUUGCCAAGCCAGUGAGAAAGAGGAGCGAGAGUGGGAAGAACAGCUGCGCCGGUCCAAGGCAGCUGAUGAGGAGAGGAGCCGCGAAGCCCAGCGCGCCCGGGACGAGUACCGACGCCACUCGCUCCGUGCUAUCCAGAAGGGCACGGUCGCCGGCCUCAGCUCCAUGUUCCAGGAGCUCGGCCAGAGCCACGAGCAGGAAGCAAGACUCUACCAUCACCUCCCGGGCCCAGGUCCGCCGGCGCCCCUCGCCCUGCCGGUCAGGACUUGGGAGCGCCCGCUGCGCCCGGUCUCCAGAGACGUCAUCGUCCGCUGGUUUAAGGAGGAGCAGCUGCCUCGCCGAGCUGGCUUCGAGAGGAACACCAAAUUCAUCGCCCCCUGGUUCCACGGAAUCAUUAGCCGAGAAGAUGCGGAAGAUCUUCUGGAGAACAUGACUGAGGGAGCAUUCCUGGUCCGGGUCAGUGAGAAAAUCUGGGGUUACACCCUCUCCUACCGCCUGCAGAAAGGGUUCAAGCACUUUCUUGUGGAUGCCUCUGGGGAUUUUUACAGCUUCCUGGGAGUAGACCCCAAUCGCCAUGCAACGCUCACGGAUCUCGUUGAUUUCCAUAAGGAGGAAAUUAUCACUGUUUCAGGAGGAGAGUUGCUUCAAGAACCCUGUGGACAGAGGGACAGCCCACCAGACUACCAUCUGUUGUUUGAAUAAUUUUUUUUCCUUAUCAGUUGGAUUCUUUGGGCAUCCUGUUUCUGAACUCAGCUUAAGAACUUCUCAACUCAAAUCCUAUGGCCUCCUGGAAGAUCCACAACUAUCCAGAGGAAAAAGUAGAUUAAUAUGUCUUAAGGGAUAUGACAUUUGUGGCAUAGGGCUGCUGGUCUUAUUCCCAGUGAUCGGGACAGAAAUUGCUAAUAGCUCAUGCAACUCUUUGAUAAAGAGCUUAGCAAGAAACAAAAGCUUGUUUGUCAUGGCUUCUGUAAACUGAGCUCUUAGAGUGCAUGGACCAUGUUUUAAUAAUCCAAAAUAAUUCCAGUGCUGAACCCUGAAUUUAACAUAUGGUAGACAUUCAGUAAAUGUUUGUUGAAUGAAUGCACUUCUAAAAGUUUUCCAACAAAUAAGCAGUGGUUUAUUUUAAAUUAGUUCCUACUUGUCACUCUAUAAAAUCAUGGUGAUAAUAGAAGAUUGUACAGGAUUUCUGUGGGGGACAUAAAUGCUGCAUCGUUCAUAAUCUCCAUUAUUACUCUCCAUUAUAACAAUUGAUGUUAUCAUUGGAAUUAUUAUCUAAGGUGGGCCCCAGUUUGCAGGGCAGCUGGUUGACACUGUUCUUCCAUCCUUAUUUAACCUCUUCUUUUGCUGCUUUCCUGUAUCUUUGAAUCAUAUCUUGUUUCUGGUUUUGCAGUGGUUUUAUGUAAUCCUGCAGACAUCAUCAAGACCUGGGGUGAGUUACAAAUGCAAGAAUGGUUUUUAGACAUCUGAUAAGGCCUAUGCUCUCUGGAAUGCUGCCCUAUCUAUGCAGGUUACUCCAAUUAUUAGCUCUGUCCUCAUUGUCCUUUUAAUUCUCUUAUCAACUUAGUCUCAGUAUGUUUCUUACAUUAACAAGAAGACUUACCCAGUAACUCCUCAAUGGGUGUUGGUGUCUGUUGGUGCAUACUUAUGUUCCACAGUUAUGGCUAUAUACACAGAGAUAGUAUGUGAUGAAGAUUACAGUCUUUACAGUCAAGAAGACUUGGGUUCAGAUCCU
Molecule: messenger RNA, 4476 nt
Organism: Cebus imitator (Panamanian white-faced capuchin)
Lineage: Eukaryota; Metazoa; Chordata; Mammalia; Primates; Cebidae
Gene: SH2D4B
Product: SH2 domain containing 4B
Exons: 8
Coding region: 2151-3446 (431 amino acids)
Cellular component (GO): cytoplasm
Source: RefSeq, a predicted model, not a curated record